Gongylonema pulchrum is the source of this 350-nucleotide messenger RNA. Lineage: Eukaryota; Metazoa; Nematoda; Chromadorea; Rhabditida; Gongylonematidae. The record is from the annotation of a GenBank genome assembly.
AUGCUUUUUUCCAGGUACGAAGAUCGAUUGAAAUAUGCACGUCGUUCGGGCACCAAAGGGGUGUUAGUUACUGGAGCCUUCACAGGCCUCUACUUAUUCGUUGUUUUCAGUUCCAUGGGAUUGGUGUUUUGGUACGGAACAAAUUUGGUGAUCGAGGAAAAAGUUACUCCGGGCACAGUGUUUGCAGUGUUCUGGGCUGUUAUGGGCGGUGCAAUGCGUCUUGGUCAGGCGUUGCCUCAAGUUGGGACUAUCAUUGCCGCUAAACUUGCUGCUGGUGAUAUAUUUCAAAUCAUCAACAUCGUAUGUUUAUCACAGAAGUAUCUCGGGGAAUUUGAGACAUUUUUAUGAAG